AUGUUAGCUUACUACAUAGCCCCACGGAUCAGAGAGAUCUUUGGAGCCUUUUCCUGCGCUCUUUUUUUGUGUCGUUUUGUUCUUACGUACGAAGUGUCGUUGCAUUGUGAGAGCGACAGCAUGCCGCGCGGAAAAGAACAGUACGACGAUGACGAUUGGGACGACGGGUACGACGAUGAUGACUAUGACGAAGACGAGGACGACUAUGACGAGUACGAGGAGGCAGGCCGACUGCAGGCGAAAUCCCAGAAAGGUGGAAAGCAACAACCGCCACCGAAGCAGCCAGUGACGAAGCAGCCACAAGCUAAGCAACCAGCUCAGCAGAAACCGCAGCAGCAGCAGCGGCAACAAACAGGGGGAAAGGCUGGAUCUAAGUCGCCCGCUACUACCCCGAACAAAGCGGAGACCCCUCCCGCUGACGCCCCAGUUUCCGGCGGGUCCGCCGCAAAGGGCGGAUCCUCAGCAAGCGGCGGCGGCGCAGGCGGAACGUGGAGGUGCGCGGCGUGCACCUUCGACAACCCGCCGCUCUUCCUCGUAUGCGACGUGUGCAGCGCCGCCAGACCCGCUCAACAAGAGCCGUUUGAUUUCUCCACUCCUUCACCCGAUGAUGCCAUCCAAUCCGCUCUGAAAGGAGGACACGUGGCACCACGUGCUGCUGCCACGUCAGCAGCUGUGCCAGCUUCCUCGGCUGGAACCGCAGCAGCAAAAAUCGCCAACAGCAGCAGCCGCGCGUCCAGCUCAGCAUCCCCUGCUGCUGACGUGGCAACAGCAGGCGUUGGAAAGAUUCAGAUCACAGAAGGAAGCAAGAAAGAAGCUUCGCCCAGUGCUGGCUUUAGCACUUCUGCUACAGCUGCUACAGCCACAGCAGCCGCUGCAGGGGGGGGAGAGGGAGGAGGGGAGGGCAAGGGAGGGGAGGAUGAGGAGACUAGGAGGCGGAAGGCUUUAGAGGCGUAUGAAGCUGAGGGGUGGAUUAAAGAUGGGCUGAAGGAAGGAGAUGGAAAACCGACUCUGCACCUCAUUGUGCUGGGUCACGUGGAUGCAGGGAAGUCGACCAUCAUGGGCCACUUGUUGCACAAGCUGGGGCGAGUUUCCAACAAGGAGAUGCAUCGAGUCCAGAGGGACGCCGCCAACCAGGGCAAAGGGUCGUUCGCGUUCGCAUGGGUGCUGGACGAGAGCAGCGAGGAGCGGGCGAGGGGCGUGACCAUGUCUGUGGCUAUGUCGCGAUUCGAGACUCCGAACGAGGAGCGCGCCAUGUCCGUGGCCAUGUCCGUGGCCAUGUCCGUGGCCAUGUCCGUGGCCAUGUCCGUGGCCAUGUCCGUGGCCAUGUCCGUGCCGUGGCCUGUCCCGAUUCGAGACACCAAAGCUGACGCAGCUCUCCUUGUAAUCGACGCCACGCCAGGGGCGUUUGAAGCGGGUAUGGGAGGGGGCCAGGGGGGAGAGGACGUGGGACAGAGCAAGGAGCAUGCGCAGAUCGCCAGGAGCCUGGGGGUGGAGCAGCUGUGCGUGGUGGUCAACAAGAUGGACGCUGCAGGGUUUGAUCAGGGCGAGUUUGAGCGGAUUAAAGGCGUGCUGGGGCCGUUCCUUACGAAGCAGUGCGGGUUCCGAGAAGGUGGAGUGCGGUGGGUGCCGCUGAGUGGGCUUCAAGGGGAGAAUCUGGAUGCAGCACCGACAGACAAUCGGCUUAAGAAAUGGUACACAGGUCCCACCCUCCUAGAAGCUGUUGACUCCUUCUCUCCCCCUCCCCGUGCUCUCAACCGCCCGCUGCGCCUGGCGAUAGCCGAAGUGCUCAAAACGAGGGGGUUGGGGCAGGCGGGCGUGGCGGGGAAGGUGGAGUGCGGAGCGAUGCGACCCGGUACCAAGGUCCUGGUAAUGCCGGGCUCCUUUCAGGCAACUGUCAAGGCUCUUGAGAGGGACGAAUCACCGGUGGCAGCAGCAUGGGCGGGGGAGAGCGUGGACGUUGGGCUUCAGGGCGUGGAGGCCAAUCAGCUGCUGCCAGGUGGCGUGUUGUGCCACCCGGACUACCCCAUCCCCGUCGCCACCAGAGUGGAGGCGCGCCUUCUCACUCUCGACCUCAAAAUUCCGCUGCUCCGAGGCACGAAUGCCAUUCUGCACGCGCAUGCAGCCAAGGAGGCGUGUCGCAUUGCGGCCCUCACAGCCAUUCUCGACGCCAAGACGGGUUCUGUUGCCCGCGCCAAGCCCAGAGCCGUGGGGUCAAAUCAGAGUGCCAUCGUGGAGUUGUCUCUGGACCGGGGCGUGUGUCUCGAAGCCUAUUCGGACUUCCGUGCGUUUGGCCGCAUCGCUUUGCGAGAGGGUGGCCGCACACUGGCUGUUGGAAUCAUUAUGAGGAUUCUUGCCACGUCUGCACCAUAA
Molecule: messenger RNA, 2370 nt
Organism: Closterium sp. Yama58-4
Lineage: Eukaryota; Viridiplantae; Streptophyta; Zygnematophyceae; Desmidiales; Closteriaceae
Source: the annotation of a GenBank genome assembly